GGGGAAGGUGAGGGCAGCUCAGGGCACGUGGGGUUACUUUAUCCUUUGUGGCAUGUGCCCUGGGCUGCCCUAGUGCCACGGAAGACAAAUAUUGCUGGUGUGUGAGGAGAGUGACCUGAACGAGUGAGGCUGGGAUAGCAGGUGGGGCAGCACCAUGAGGCCCACCCUCACCUUUCGCCUUGGCUAAGGAGACCUAGUGGCACUUCCUGCAGGAAGCAAGCCAUGCCACUGCCCGUUGAAGCGCCCGAGAAAGGCAAAGAGACUGCAUGUGGCCUACGAGGUUGUGGAUGGCGCCCGUGAGGAAGGCAAGGGGGCCUCGCCUCUCCAGGUACCACAUUGGGAGCCCCAGGAUUGGCAGCAGCAACUGGCAAACAUCCGAACCAUGAGAAGCAGGAAGGAUGCACCUGUGGACCACCUGGGUGCCGAGCACUGCUACGACUCCACAGUAUCCCCAAAGCAGGUACGGAGGUACCAGGUGCUGCUUUCCCUGAUGCUGUCCAGCCAGACCAAGGACCAAGUGACGGCGAGUGCCAUGCAGAGGCUGCGGGCCCAGGGCCUGACAGUGGACAGCGUCUUGCAGCUGGACGACCACACACUGGGAGCGCUCAUCUACCCUGUGGGCUUCUGGAGGAGCAAAGUGAAGUACAUCAAACAGACCAGUGCCAUCCUGCAGCAGCGGUACGACGGGGACAUUCCCGCUUCUGUGGCUGAGCUGGUGGCCCUGCCAGGUGUCGGGCCCAAAAUGGCACACUUAGCUAUGGCUGUGGCCUGGGGCACCGUGUCGGGGAUCGCAGUGGACACACAUGUGCACCGAAUUGCCAACCGCCUCCGAUGGACCAAGCGGCCAACCAAGGCUCCAGAGCAGACUCGAGCCGCCCUAGAGGACUGGCUGCCCAGGGAGCUAUGGGGUGAGAUCAACGCUCUGCUGGUGGGCUUUGGCCAGCAGACCUGCCUGCCCCUCCACCCACGCUGCCAGGCCUGCCUCAACCAGACACUGUGUCCCUCGGCCCAGGGCUUCUGAGGAUGGCAGCUCCAGUCACAUAUGUGUCCGGUGCCUUUGCUGGUGACCAGCAGUUUGUUUAUAAUAAAGUUCUGGGGGUUUGCUGGG
This is a messenger RNA of Echinops telfairi (small Madagascar hedgehog), 1108 nucleotides long. RefSeq names its product nth like DNA glycosylase 1 (gene NTHL1). The record is from RefSeq and is a predicted model, not a curated record. Gene Ontology annotation, biological process: base-excision repair; nucleotide-excision repair; base-excision repair, AP site formation. The coding region runs from base 383 to 1021 and encodes 212 amino acids. Gene Ontology annotation, cellular component: nucleus. Gene Ontology annotation, molecular function: DNA-(apurinic or apyrimidinic site) endonuclease activity; oxidized pyrimidine nucleobase lesion DNA N-glycosylase activity; DNA binding. NCBI's taxonomy places the organism in Eukaryota, Metazoa, Chordata, Mammalia, Afrosoricida, Tenrecidae. The transcript is spliced from 5 exons.